Messenger RNA from Ctenopharyngodon idella (grass carp), 6471 nucleotides. Its product is annotated as kinesin-like protein KIF26A. The coding region runs from base 153 to 3860 and encodes 1235 amino acids. Gene Ontology annotation, molecular function: microtubule binding; microtubule motor activity; ATP binding. The record is from RefSeq and is a predicted model, not a curated record. The transcript is spliced from 6 exons. Lineage: Eukaryota; Metazoa; Chordata; Actinopteri; Cypriniformes; Xenocyprididae. Gene Ontology annotation, biological process: microtubule-based movement.
ACCUUCUGGACUUAGGCAGUUGUGAGUCUGAUCUGAGCCAAACACGAGAUGGAGGGAGAGGCCAAUGUCUGUCAUUGGGCGCCCUUGGAAAUGUCAUCCUAGCUUUGGCCAAUGGAGCUAAGCAUGUGCCAUACAGAGACAGCAAGCUUACCAUGCUGCUGAGGGAAUCGCUGGGCAACAUCAACUGUAGAACCACCAUGAUCGCCCACAUCUCUGACUCGCCAGCCAAUUAUGCCGAAUCGCUUACCACUGUGCAGCUUGCCUCCCGUAUUCACCGCAUGAGAAAGAAGAAAUCCAAGUAUGCAUCUAGUUCCUCUGGAGGGGAGAGCUCCUGUGAAGAGGGACACAUCAGACGAAGACCCUUCUAUCCUCGGACUGUGGCUCUUGACCCAGACCACCCUUCAGUGUUAUCCAGUGACCCAGAUUACUCCUCCAGCAGUGAGCACUCGUGUGAUACAGUGAUCUAUGUGGGGCCUGGUGGGGCCCCUAUCUCUGACCGUGAACUCAGCGACAAUGAAGGCCCUCCAGCAUUUGUUCCUAUCAUUCCCUCCCUAAACAAGAAGCGUGUGAAAGAGGGACCUAAAUCUGAUGGGGACCACCUCAAAUGCAACACCUUUGCAGAGUUACAAGAACGGCUUGAGUGUAUUGAUGGCAGUGAAAGCACAUCUGUUUUCACCAGUGAAGGAAAAGGCCAACAGACGGCCUCAAAAAGUGGAGUGGACAAAAUGUCAGAAGGUGCUUCUGUAUCAUCCAGGACCGACAAGUCCUCUCUUCAAAAGCUUCCACACCUGCAACAUGGGGCCGUAUCUGAAAUUAACACGACUUUAAGGCAAGAUUCAGAGCCUGUUGUGAGAGAGAAAGUCUUUAGUAGAGGGCCUAUACAAAAACCCUGUUCCUCACAGAACAUCUCAAAGACCUCAGUUCUUAAAACAGAGUGUGGCUUAGCCACACGGACACCUCCAGUGGGUAUGAGCCAGCAAGCCCUAAGACAGGGAGAACGAAAUGACUCCCCAAUUACUGACAGAUUCCAUAACCUCAGUAGAAGUCCUAUGGAGGUGAGCCACCUACGUGCUACUCUGAGGAACAGGUGCCUUGAUAGGGAUGUUUUAAGGACUACAGUUACACUGCAGCAGCCGGUGGAGCUUAAUGGAGAGGAUGAGCUGGUGUUUACAGUGGUCGAAGAGCUGCCUGCUGGUCUGGUUCCAGACAAUGGGAGACCCUCCAGCAUCAUUAGCUUCAAUAGCGACUGCUCUUUGCAGGCUCUGGCAUCUCACUCACGGCCUGUUAGCAUUAUCAGCAGCAUCAACGAUGAGUUUGAUGCUUACACAUGCCAGAUGAACAGGUCCCAGCUGAACCAAGGUGCUGCUUCCAAGUCACAAGAGGAAUUUACAGAUGGACAUGCCACUGCACACUCUUCAAUCAGCUCCUGGUCUUGCAAGACAAAUAUCUGUACCCCAAGUAGUGAUGAGACUGAAAGGACCCUCUCAUCAAAGGGAGUGCGCAAGGGACUGGUCAGCAGCUCCAUGAUGGAUUUACCUGGUGGUUUACAAGUUGAGUCUUUCUCCCAGCAAAGAACAAAUAGUCCAUUGGGUGACAGUGGAAUUUGCUUUUCAGAACAAGACUAUGAUUCUGCAACCAUUGACAAAUUGGCCAUUUCUAAGUGCCCUCUUUCUCAUGACAGUACCAAAGCAUCCCUCGGUGGUCCAAAGUCAAUCAAAUCUAAUAGACUCAUGACUUCACAGUCUGCCCAGAUCUCAUAUCUUUCUACACUCCCUAGGAAGAGCACCCAAAUUGCAUGUUCUAGCAAUAGCUACACCCAUGAGCUACAACGCCAAGGUAGCAGAAUAGAUGAACAGUUGACCCACACUAGUAGUGGGCUAACAUCAGCCAGGAAUUCUGAGUUUAGCUCUGUUAGUAAACCACCAAAAAAUGGCACAAGUGGGAUUCCAUUUAGAAAGACAAGCGGGAAUAGCAACAGUGUACCUCGCCCUCCCAAAAUGCAUGUGUCGUCCACAUCUCAAAGGGUUGUGGAUGGUUGUGAGAAGGCCAGUUUUAAGAAAGGGGACCUAAGCAAGAUGCCUCAGCUCAGGCGAGGGGCCACCACUCUCGGCAUGGUCUCAGUGCCCCAUAGCUCCUCUGAGACGAAAUGGGGUAAUGAUGCCUUGCACACAACUUGUAGCCUAAAAUUCUCGUCCUUAGGAAAGAGAGCUAAUGGACAGAAGGGUAGUAUGCUUCCUAAGUCUGGAAGCAUGUCACCCCCUGCUCCACCUGUUCGAAAGUCAAGCCUUGACCAGAAAACACGAAUUUUGUUGUCUCCUAGUGCCUUAAAGUCUGUGGGUAAUGAUGGAACAAGAUUGUCUUCCUCCAAAGCAUCGGUUUCUGAGGAGGACUUUGAUGUUCGAGUUAGGGGGGAAUCCUUUAGCUUUAAGUCAUCUAGCCUGAAGACAGCUUCUAGUCUCAGAUCACAUAGUGCUAAAGGAGACAAUGGAAGGCAUUUUGGUAGUCUUAUGUCCCUUGAAAGGUGUGAUAGCUUAACCUCAGUGGGUUCCAAACCAGUAACCUCGAGGGAGAACAGUAAUGUCAGUAUCAGUAGCACUGGCAAAUCUACUAAAAUGGUGCCAAAACUUGGGACUUCCUGUUCCAUAUCUACACCAACCGCCACUUCCCCUCCAUCUACUAGCGGAAUUUGUAAGCUUGGACAGAUAAAGGCCAGUAUAACUCCUAGAGCCAUUGUUGGGAAUGGCAACAAAGGAAAGUCCUUGUCGAGUACUGGUUCAAAGGCCCUUAGCUCCUCCACCAAGUUCCUUGCUGUCUCAGCUGCUCGGAACACCAGUCUACCUCCAACUGGAAAACCCCCAACUCGCUCUGUCACAGGCUCCAGUGCUAAACAAGGAAGGGGCACUAUUAUGGGCACAAAGCAAGCGAUUCGUGCAGCCAACAGUCGGGUCAGUGAAUUAGCAGUUGGUAGCUCCAAGAAAAACCUCAGGGGCUCUGACCAAGCAGAUGGCAACAAUGAUGACCGAACUUCCAGCGAGAUGCCAUUGGCAGCUUGUUUACCCUCUCCAUAUAGCAAAAUCACUGCCCCUCGCCGUCCACAGCGCUACAGUAGCGGCCACGGUAGUGACAACAGCAGUGUACUUAGUGGUGAACUGCCCCCUGCCAUGGGGCGCACUGCACUUUUUUAUCACAGUGGAGGCAGCAGUGGCUAUGAGAGCAUGAUCAGGGACAGUGAAACCACAGGCAGUGCAUCUUCUGCCCAUGAUUCCAUGAGUGAGAGUGGAGUGUCCACGUCCAGUCGAACAAAGGCCUCAAAAUCUCCCAAAAAGAGAUCUAAUGGCCUGCAGCGACGGCGUCUGAUUCCUGCUCCUCUGCCAGACACCUCUUCUCUGGGCAGGAAGGUUGGUUCAGCAGGCCAGUGGGUUGAUCUACCCCCACUGGGGGGUACUAUGAAGGAGCCCUUUGAGAUCAAAGUGUACGAGAUUGAUGAUGUGGAACGCCUUCAGAGACGCAAAGAAGGGUUGGCAGAGGGUUUGCAGUACUUCAACGCCCGUCUUAGGAUGCUGGAGAAGAGGCAGCAGCAGAUCAGGGAGUUAAGAGCCAAGCACGAGAAGCUGAAAAAGGAGUUGGAGGAUGCCAAGAUUCGUCUCAUGCUGGACCCCAGCAAAUGGAUGGGAGAAUUUGAUGUGGACCCUGAUCUGGACCAGGAGUCGCAGGCCUACCUGGAGGCUCUGGCUCAGGCCACAGGAGACCUGGAGUUUUGUGUCAACCUAUGCAAGUCUCGUGUAAUGAUGGAGACCUGCUUCGAUAUUGCAGUGCCGGCGAUCCCAGGACAGAGUGGACAACAAGAAAUGGAGGUCUAAGAGACAACAAAACAAGACAUUGUUUAGCUGCGAGUUGUGGGAAGAACAUAAUUUUUUUUCUGGGAUUGAAACUGUCCUGCUUUGAGCAAUGCAACAAGUGAAGGUAUUGAACAAGCAUAGUUAGAAACUCCCUGAAAUGCUGAGGAAAAAAAGAGACAGAACAGAAUAACAGCAAGACUGUGUCCUGAGAUCUUCAUUAACGUUACCAGGAAGUGCCUUAAACCAAAAAAUCCCAAGAACUGUCUUUGUUUUAUGAUUGGUGCUAUUAUUGAGACCAACUUUCCCAAGUACACUUUGAAAAACAAAGUAUUUUACAUUGCCGUGCAGUGUAUAGUGUAUUUAUAAAAGCUAAAGUGUGUAAAAAUAUAGUUUUAGGUAAUAAACACAAAAAAGUUGAGAAAAAACUCCCCGUACUAUUGCCUUUUCUGACAUCUAAAUUACCACAAUUAGAACUGUUCGACUUUAACAUGCAGUGUUUCUUUAGCAUCAUGAAGAAAAAUGUGCUUGCCCCUGACGGAUGUGAUGUCACUCGAUUGGAUAAAGAUGUUGAAGCUGUGACAUUGUCAUCUAUCUCAUUUAGUAUGCUCUGCAUAAUGAUUGGCUCUCAGACCAUUUUCCCUGGAUCCAGUUCUACUACUUUAACUGAUUGUUGCAGAUGGUGGCAGAUCAGAAAUUAGAGCUCGUCUCAAACACUUCUCAGGACAUCAAACCGAAGUGAGUUUGUACUUUGUAAUUACAGUGUGUGCUGUAUGCAUCAUACUGUAAUGUAUGCAUGUGUCUGUUCUUCUCUGAUCAUGCAACAUCCAGCGUUAAGCUGGUUUCUUUUAACAUGGUAAACAAAUCCACUGUAUCUACCUGAACUUCAAAAGAUUUUGCCUUUCUUCGCUGAAAAUGAACUUCAAAAUAUUUGAAUAUACAAACGGCUAUCAUCUGUUGACAACUUCACAGCACAGGACCUCCUCCUCACUGUGUCCAGUGAUUUAUCUUCAGCCUCUGAUGUUUGAUUUUUUUUUUUUUUUUUUUUGUCAUGUUAAUCCUUAAAGUGUCUCUGCAGAGAAGUGUGACUGCUGUUUCUCACAAAGAAACAAUUAAAAGAGAUUAUUUGAAUUUGCAAAAGUUUUUAAGUAGAAUUUGUGGCUAUUUUUUUACAAAGUUCUUUUUGUUGCUGUUGUUGAAUGAUUCUUUAUUUAAAAGAGAGAAAAAAAGACUCAGGCUUUUUUUCCAAGUUGCUGCAUGACAUCUUUUAUUUGUACUUUGUAAAAUUAAUUUAAUAUUUCUCUUUGUUUUAUAUGUUAGUCUGUGAUUUCUACUAAUAGUUUGUUUAACAAAUUUGCCAAGCAUUUAGAAUUUUUCAAUGUCUAUGACAUUUUAUCAGUGUUCCUGCUUUAUAUUGUACAGUUUUUUUUAUCCUUUUUAAAAAUCAUGUAUAGACUCUUAAGUUUGCAUUAACAUAAAAUUAUGAAUAAAAAGAAUGUCUCAUCUUUAUAAUUCUUUGUGCAAUGUGGCUAUUUCAAUGUGUCUACAGAUUUGUUUAUAAGUAUUUUCUUUUGAAAGAACAUUGAGGUUUUUCUGUUAUAAAGUCUAGAGUCAAAGUCACAUUAAAACAUUUUGCACAGGAAGAUUAAAUUAAUUCCAUAAUUCUUGUUUCUAACAAUUGAUAAGAUUUGUAAUUGAUUUGUAUUGAUAAGUAUCUGUGCUUCCAUAUAUACACUAUAUUGCCAAAAGUUUUGGGACGCCUGCCUUUACAUGCACAUGAAUUUUAAUGACAUCCCAUUCUUAAUCCGUAGGGUUUAAUAUGGAGUUGGCCCACCCUUUGCAGUUAUAACAGCUUCAACUCUUCUGGGAAGGCUUUCCACAAGGUUUAGGAGUGUGUUUAUGGGAAUUUUUGACCAUUCUUCUAGAAGCGCAUUUGUGAGGUAGGGCAGUGAUGUUGGACAAGAAGGCCUGGCUCACAGUCUCCGCGCUAAUUCAUCCCAAAGGUGUUCUUUCAGGUUGAGGUCAGGACUCUUUGCAGGCCAGUCAAGUUCCUCCACACCAAACUCACUCAUCCGUGUCUUUAUGGACCUUGCUUUCCGCACUGGUGCGCAGUCAUGUUGGAACAGGAAGGGACCAUCCCCAAACUGUUCCCACAAAGUUGGGAGCAUGACAUUGUCCAAAAUGUCUUGGUAUGCUGAAGCAUUAAGAGUUCCUUUUACUGGAACUAAGGGGCCAAGCUCAACCCCUGGAAAAAAAAAAAAAAAACCCACACUGUAAUCCCCCCUCCACCAAACUUUACACUUGGCACAAUGCAGUCAGGAAAGUACCGUUCUCCUGGCAACCGCCAAACCCAGACUUGUCCAUCGGAUUAACAGACAGAGAAGCAUGAUUCGUCACUCCAGAGAACACGUCUCCACUGCUCUAGAGUCCAGUGGCGGCGUGCUUUACACCACUGCAUCCAACUCUUUGCAUUGCAUUUGGUGAUGUAAGGCUUGGAUGCAGCUGCUCGACCAUGGAAACCCAUUCCAUGAAGCUCUCUAUGCACUGUUCUUGAGCUAAUCUGAAGUCCACACAAAGUUUGGAGGUCUGUAGUUAUUGACUCUGCAGAAAGUUGGCGACUUCUGCGCACUGUACU